Messenger RNA from Alosa alosa (allis shad), 3176 nucleotides. RefSeq names its product serum/glucocorticoid regulated kinase 1 (gene sgk1). Gene Ontology annotation, biological process: protein phosphorylation. The transcript is spliced from 10 exons. The coding region runs from base 1223 to 2518 and encodes 431 amino acids. NCBI's taxonomy places the organism in Eukaryota, Metazoa, Chordata, Actinopteri, Clupeiformes, Clupeidae. The record is from RefSeq and is a predicted model, not a curated record. Gene Ontology annotation, molecular function: protein serine/threonine kinase activity; ATP binding.
UCAUGUUCAGAUCUAAAAAAAAACAAAAAAAACACGAAUACUUUUUGGGAGAAGUUGAAGCCGUCCUGGUUUCGUGCGGACAGCUGGCACAAUGGAAACUUGGAAAGCGCGUCGGAGCCAACAGCUGCUGGAAAUCACGGGCAGGUUUAGCUAGCUACCUCGAAGGCUUUGUGUAUGUUUGAAGUAAAAGCUUAAAAACUAUGUCUGGGUGAAUGAAACAAGAAGGAUCAACAUUAUAUUCGCAGGGAUGUGUAGGCCUAUGUUACUGCCUCUACCUAAUUAGAAGGCUAGCCCAUUAGGUAUGGCGUUGCAUAACAGCGACUAUGUGGGACUCCGUAGUCAUAAAUAGAACGGCAGUAGCCUACUUGGGGCCAUCCGGCUCUCCACAUAUCCCUCAUUUCAAUAAAAAAUGAGCGCAGUGGAGAAGGAUCAAAGAGGGUAGGCGUGUAUUGCCCAAAAGCCAGCAGUUAUCCUGGGCCCACCGACAGCCUUUGUCGUGCGUGGCGAGAAUUAAUUGAAGACUUUGUACUUUUCCAGGACCGGCUUAUUUUUCUUGGCACCCGUCUCCAAAUGCGAGUGACUCCCUACUCCUGACAUUUGUGCAUCACCCCGGGGUGCUUGCGUCACCCGACUCAGUUUUCUCUUUUUUGGGGUCAGCAGGAAAGAGCGCUGAUGUGAGCUGUUAUACAGUACCUUGUGCAGGCUUUUGUAGAUCACCUGUAGCUGUAGUGUGUGUGUGUUACAUCUAAUCAAUUGGGCUACUGUUGGGCUUUCCAAUGAAGGGAAGAGAUUAUUGGUUAAUUUGAAAGUUGUCUGUAGGUGUCAUGAUAAACGUGCAUGGAAACUGUCAUUUACGCAAUGUAGUCAACCCACAAAUUGCACAGUAAGAACACAUAGUUCAGCUCAGCUGGUGCAUGAGAAGAGAUGUUUUUUUUCUGGCUCGCUGACGCAUACCCCCCUCCUCAGAGAGCAUCAGCUUCUGAUUCGCUCCUAUGCUCGACAGGGGACAGCGCUUGAAUGGCCGCCGAUUGAAACACAGAACACUCCCACUCACGGGUAGUAUGUACGUCACGUUACCCCCCUGACAAAGUCAACGCAGAAGCCUAAUUAGCAUGCGUUGUCGCCGCCCCCGUGUGCAUAUAAACUUGGAGACGCACAACUAGAGUUCAGUUAGAGCUAUUGAAUAGUUUGGGAAGCCAUCCAGCUGUGGAAAACUACAGCCAUGACAAUCAGCACAGACAGUGGAGCUCCCGAAAUUACUUACUCCAAAACGCGAGGAGUGGUGGCAGUCUUUAGCGCUUUUAUGAAACAGAGAAGAAUGGGGCUAAACGAUUUCAUUCAGAAGCUUGCCGCAAACUCCUAUGCAUGCAAGCACCCAGAGGUGCAGUCCAUGCUAAACCUGACCCCCCCUCAGGAUCCAGAACUCAUGAACAGCAACCCCUCCCCUCCACCCAGUCCCUCGCAGCAGAUUAACCUGGGCCCCUCGUCUAAUCCCACUGCCAAGCCCUCGGACUUCAACUUCCUCAAGGUCAUCGGCAAGGGCAGCUUCGGCAAGGUCCUGCUAGCGCGACACCGCAGCGAUGACAAGUUCUACGCUGUCAAAGUCCUGCAGAAGAAGGCCAUCCUGAAGAAGAAAGAGGAGAAGCACAUUAUGUCAGAACGGAAUGUCCUCCUGAAGAAUGUGAAGCACCCGUUCCUGGUGGGGCUCCACUACUCCUUCCAGACCACAGACAAACUGUACUUCGUCCUGGACUACAUCAACGGAGGAGAGCUGUUCUACCAUCUGCAGAGGGAGCGGUGCUUCCUGGAGCCGCGCGCGCGGUUCUACGCGGCGGAGAUCGCCAGCGCGCUGGGCUACUUGCACUCGCUUAACAUCGUGUACCGCGACCUCAAGCCAGAGAACAUCCUGCUGGACUCGCAAGGCCACAUCAUUCUCACCGAUUUCGGCCUCUGCAAAGAGAACAUCGAGCCCAACGGAACCACGUCCACAUUCUGCGGCACGCCAGAGUAUCUGGCGCCGGAGGUGUUACACAAGCAGCCGUAUGACCGGACAGUGGACUGGUGGUGUCUCGGUGCUGUGCUCUACGAGAUGCUCUACGGCCUGCCGCCUUUCUACAGUCGCAACACGGCAGAGAUGUACGAUAACAUCCUGAACAAGCCCCUACAGCUAAAGCCUAACAUCUCCAACGCAGCGCGCCACCUACUGGAGGGACUUCUACAGAAGGACCGCACCAAGAGGAUCGGCUGCACAGACGACUUUACUGAAAUCAAGAACCACAUGUUUUUCUCCCCAAUCAACUGGGACGACCUGAACGGCAAGAAGAUCACCCCUCCCUUUAACCCUAACGUGACGGGCCCAAGUGACCUUCGGCACUUUGACCCUGAGUUCACCGACGAGCCCGUGUCCAGCUCCAUCGGCUGCUCGCCGGACAGCUCGCUGGUGACGGCCAGCAUCAAGGAGGCGGCCGAGGCCUUCCUGGGCUUCUCCUACGCGCCCGCCAUGGACUCCUACCUGUAGCACGUCAACUCUCUCUCUCUCAUACACACACACACACACACACAGGUGGACCUGUAUCCCCACACCACCAACGGACUCCCCCUUGCUUGUAGCGCCUCCCUCUGCCAUUGGAACCGAUUGCAUCCCUGCAUUGAGAAAACGACCAUUCCUUUGGAUAAUGGACUACUAACUAAUGCCCAUCGGAACCCUUCUGAAUGCCCCCCCCCCCCGUCCUUGGAAUGAAGAUAUUUGCACAUGGCUUUAGGCAGCUCAGCAGGCUCUCUUGGCCAAUAAGGACCUUUAAACAGAACAACUGAGAGAACUCUCAUCAUCAUCAUCAUCAUUAUCAUCAUUUCCUGAUUGUCAAGAUUAUCAUCAUCACCAUGGUUACCCCUUUUCGUAGGAUCCUGUGAUGCCUCUGUAGAAUGUCACCAUAUCCAAUGGAGGGAGGAAUAGAAGGAUGAACAGAUGAAUAGAUGAUAGAGAGAUUAUCAAGAGGAGAGAAACUGUGCUAGUGUUUUUUUCUGGUUUUAUUUAUUUUGUGUCUAAUUAGUUUGCCUGUUUUUUGUCCAAGAGUGAGGUGGAUGGCCGGAGUGUUAGUGUUACAGAGGUGUGUGUGUAAUGUGUGUGUGUGUGUGUGUGUGUGUGUGUGUGUGUGUGUGUGUGCGUGUGUGUCUGA